ACCACGCAUGCGUAGGAAUUAUGCGCAUGCGCGGCGCAGACCCAGCAGGAAGGUACUAAGAUCGCGUAGUGACAGGAGAAGACGCGCCCUCACGUCUACAGCGGCUGGACAGGCGACAGGUUUUCCCCGGAAAUUCAGCCUUGUGCGGCUGUCACGCUUUUUAAAACUGGGGUUCGGUCCAGGAUGGCGGCAGACGGAUGGAAAUACUGAUGACUGUCCGAAAAAUCGCCUCGAUUUGUACGAUGGGCACCAAUGCCUCUGCUUUGGAGAAGGAAAUUGGACCAGAACAGUUCCCUGUUAAUGAACAUUACUUUGGCUUGGUCAAUUUUGGCAACACAUGUUACUGUAACUCAGUGCUGCAGGCUCUGUACUUCUGCCGGCCCUUCCGGGAAAAAGUGCUGGCCUACAAGGUGCAGCCUCGACGUAAAGAGAGCUUGCUCACCUGCUUGGCAGAUCUUUUCAACAGCAUCGCUACACAGAAGAAAAAAGUAGGAGUCAUCCCGCCCAAGAAGUUCAUCUCACGCCUGAGGAAGGAAAAUGAGUUGUUUGACAACUACAUGCAGCAAGAUGCACAUGAGUUCCUUAACUACCUGCUCAACACCAUUGCCGACCUGCUGCAAGAGGAAAAAAGCCAAGAGCGACACCAAAAUGGCAAGCUGGUGCAGAAUGGAGGGGCUGGAGGAGGAGGAGGAGGAGGAAGUGGGACCACCACAGGGGAGGCGAAUUCAGCCGAGAAGAAUCAGCAGACCUGGGUGCAUGAGAUCUUCCAGGGCACGCUGACCAAUGAGACGCGUUGCCUCAACUGUGAAGCGGUAAGCAGUAAAGACGAGGACUUUUUGGACCUUUCUGUGGACGUGGAGCAGAACACAUCUAUUACACACUGUCUCAGGGGCUUCAGUAACACUGAGACAUUAUGCAGUGAAUACAAGUACUACUGUGAGCAGUGUCGAAGUAAGCAGGAGGCACAGAAAAGAAUGCGGGUUAAGAAAUUACCCAUGAUCCUAGCUCUGCAUCUAAAGCGCUUUAAAUACAUGGACCAGUUGAAUCGCUACACCAAGCUUUCCUAUCGUGUGGUCUUCCCUCUGGAACUGAGACUCUUCAAUACCUCUGGAGAUGCUACCAACCCAGACCGCCUCUAUGACCUCGUGGCUGUAGUAGUUCACUGUGGGAGUGGUCCAAAUCGUGGUCAUUACAUCACUAUAGUGAAGAGUUAUGGCUUCUGGCUUCUGUUCGAUGAUGACAUUGUAGAGAAAAUAGAUGCCCAGGCAAUAGAGGAGUUCUACGGCUUGACGUCCGACAUUUCCAAAAACUCAGAGUCAGGCUACAUCCUCUUUUACCAGUCCAGAGACUGAAAUGACGGCGGUAUGGGAACGAGACCGUGUGCCUAUGUGAGAGUCAGGCUUGGGCAGAAGGCUUGGGCUACGUAUGCCCCCUAAAUUCAGACCCCCACAGCCGAACCCUGGGUUCAUCUAGGUGUAUCAGCAAGGCUUUGCACUGGAGCUGCAAGCAAGCAAACAGAAGGUAGGAGCAGUGGUUGCCAAAGGAACCUGGGCAGCACAGCCAUCUCCGAACAGAGGGAAUCAAAGCCUGUAGGUUCUCCAUCACACAGUCGUUAUUUGGGUUAAACAUUCAUCAUGACUUGUAGUUGCAAAGAGACAUUUGCAACAUUUUAGCCAUAACAGGAUGGUCUGUAUGAAAUCAGUAGCAUUUAGAGGACUAACAUUAUGGAAAUAUAAGUGAAAAUCAUGUCUGAUGAAGAGAUUAUCAUCGCUUUUAAUGUCUGGUAAUCAUUAUUUAUUUAAACCUAUAUUACCAGACAUGUAAAAACAUUUAAUAUUGUUUGCCUACUAGGCAGUCAGCUAUUCAUGAUAGUCUCUUGUAUUUACACUAGAUUACUCAUUACAUAUUAAAUGUGGCAAUAAUACAGUGCAGCUCUGCUCCAUCUUGGCGAUCUAAUUCAGCUAGUUUUGAUUACAGUGAUGUGGAUGUUUGAUUUAUUUUGAGUUUUCUUUUAAAAAGGCAACAUCAGUCUUGUGGAGCAAAGAGGACAGAAUGCAGACACUGAGCCUGUGCUCCAGUUUAGUAUGAGGUGGUUAUAUGAGGUGGGCUUGGCUUGGCUUUUGUGAUUUUGGUUGAGUGUUGAGUCAAUUAGAUUCUAAUUUAAAAUGCACCCUGUGAGUGCAGUGCAUUGAUUGUAAUGCAGUGCACACUUUUUGGAACACAAUGCAAACAGCAGUGUUGACAUUGUAGACUGUAAUCAUUUUAAUUCAUUCUCAUCAGGGCCGCCUGGGUCCGGUUUCACCAGGAAUGCUGGGCAUAAGGUAGAUAUACCCUGGACAGGGCAAAAUGGUUGUUUAGUCUUAACAUUCAAAGGACACAUCAAUCGUAUAAAGUUAUGAUCCAAGGAUAUUGGCAGUGUAAGCUAAAAUCAAAGGCUUUAUUUUUUUUAUGUAGUUUUUAUCAGUUCCCAACCACCUUAAGGACAAAUACCUUUACAUACCGUAGUUCUCCAGACAUGUUUUCCUGAUACAAAGUUACCGGUUUAACAAGUCAAAUUAGCCAUGAUAUUAUGGCUGUUAUAUAAAGCUUGAAUAAUGUCAUAAACAGGCACCAGAAACAACAAGCAUCCUUCAGCAUUAUUCAAAGACCUGGUUCAAUUUAUGUUUGACACAACAGAAUCAUAAGGGCAUAUGGUGUUACAUGCUGGUGUAUCCUGACAUACUGUGUUUAGAACACUUUAUACAUCCUGAUUACCACCUUGAUUGAACUAGUAGCAUUGUGUGUUAUAACUACCUGUCUGCAUUAACUGAAUGUUUAAGAAGUUAUUUUUUCAGUUUGAAUAGUAAGCAAAGGAAUGGAGAAAGGCCUGAAGACAGUACUUAAUAAUUUAAACAAAAUUCUAUUUAUUAUUUUUUGUUAUUAUGUUUAUUUUUCUUAUGUUUUGCUAUAUAAUCUUUUUGAGCAUGCCACCGAAGACAUGGAAUGUUAUUUGGGCAAAUUCUGUAUGGCUUCAGAAAUGUGUGAUUAGGGAGUCAGCAUCUUUUAUCAUUGCUACAGGCUACAUUCAUUGUGUUCACUGACAUUUAUGCACUGAUCUUUGUAAUUUAAAUGAGCUAAAUUAACAUUAAUAAGCCAGAUUGCAUCUGCAGCUUGUGAAAGGCGAUGCGGUCCAAAUCAUGUGGAAUCAUGCUUUCGUUCACAGCACCAUAGUAUGUGAUAUUUCACCAGUUUUGUGGACAGUAAUCCCCCAUCCCCAACUACUGCCUGGUGCGUACAAUAGCAAUGUUGAUUCAGUAUGGGUUUUAAAAAGUGCACUUUGAUGAACAAUGUACAGAUUGGGGAAAAUGUAAAAGGCUGAGAAGGAAGUUUAUGGAAUGUGAAUGAAUCAUGGGUUUUGUUGAACCUGAUCCUAAUAAAAAGCAAAAGAAAAUCA
Molecule: messenger RNA, 3433 nt
Organism: Trichomycterus rosablanca
Lineage: Eukaryota; Metazoa; Chordata; Actinopteri; Siluriformes; Trichomycteridae
Gene: usp12b
Product: ubiquitin specific peptidase 12b
Exons: 9
Coding region: 198-1352 (384 amino acids)
Biological process (GO): protein deubiquitination
Cellular component (GO): cytosol; nucleus
Molecular function (GO): cysteine-type deubiquitinase activity
Source: RefSeq, a predicted model, not a curated record